Messenger RNA from Peromyscus maniculatus bairdii (prairie deer mouse), 2641 nucleotides. The record is from RefSeq and is a predicted model, not a curated record. Lineage: Eukaryota; Metazoa; Chordata; Mammalia; Rodentia; Cricetidae.
AUGUAUCAGUUCAGAGAAAAGUGUUAUACAAAGGACCCCAAAGAGGAGAAAAUUGGAGACUCGCCUCUCAGGGAUGAAGGAGCAUCAUUAAAUAUUUUCUCUGUGUAUCCCUCUGCAGGAAGUCAUGACAAGCCUCCACUCUCUGCCUGCCCAAGCUAUAUUGUUCCUUUGGGACAGCGUGUGGAACUUCGAUGUGACUCUCAUAGUUUCUAUUACACAUUCAAGUUGUACAAAGAGCUUGGUAAUCCUAUCCCUCACAUCCAGGGAAGACUAUUCCAGAGGAAAUUUGUCUUUGAACCUGUGACAACAGAAUAUGCAGGGACAUACAGAUGCUAUGGAUUUAAUGAUCAUUACCCUUUUAAAAUUUCAGCCAACAGUGACCCUGUGAAGAUCAUAAUUUCAGAAAUCUACAGGAAGCCUUUCCUCGUGGCCUUACAACCUCCCCUGGUGAAUUUAGGAGAGAAGGUGACACUGGAGUGUCGAUCAGAGAUUGUGUUUGACACCUUCAUUUUGACUUCACAUAAAAAUGGAACAAUCAAAGACUCUCUCGAACUUACUGCAGAACAUCAUCAUGGGGGUUCCCAAGCCAACUUCUCAAUAGGUCCUGUGACACCUGAUGAUGCUGGGACAUACAGAUGUUAUGGUACCUUCAAUCACUCUCCAUAUGAGUGGUCUGAAUCCAGUGACCCCAUUGACAUAAAGAUCACAGGUUUAUACAAGAAACCUUCUCUGUCAGCCCUGAUGGAACCUGUGGUGAUGUCAGGAGAAAACAUGACCUUGACCUGUUUCUCUGACCUUCAGUUUGACAUGUUCCAUCUGUCCAUGGAAGGGGUACCCAAGGACCAUGGGCUACCUUCAGUGAAGAGCCACAAUGGAACAUUCCAGGACAGCUUCCAUCUUGGUUCUGUGGUCCAGGCAGGGAACUAUAGAUGCUAUGGCUCUUUCAGGAACUCUUCCCAUCUGUGGUCAACCCCAAGUGACCCCUUGUACAUUCUUGUCACAGUUAACUCAACAAGAAAAUGCACUUCUUGCACAGAAGCAUACUUCACAACCAAUAACCGCAGGAACCUGAAUAUGCUGAUUGGACAGUCAGUGACCAUGAUCCUUGUCUUCCUUAUCAUCCUCAUUUAUUCUUGUUGCUCUUCCAAAAAGAGUAAGUCUCAGGAACAAGCCAGUGAAAGUCAUCUGAGUAGUGUGAGAAAACAAGACCAGAGAAGUAGAGCCAUCAUGGGUCAAGACUCUAAAUUAGAGCAACACUGAACAGACAGAAUCCUGAAAGAGAAGAAGUGCAGGAGGUGACAUACUUAAAAUUUGAUCAGAUGAUCUUCAAACAAAAAUUGACCACUCCCAAUUCCCAGAUUCCCAAGGAAUUUUCCACAGAUCCAAGUUUAUACAUGGAUAUCAGGAAAUGUUAAGCUGAGAUGAAAGAUGUUCAUCCCAUGAGUUCUCAAAGAAAGUUCUGAGGAAGACCACAGUCCUUUCUCCAGUAAAGACCGAUAGAUGCAGUGAAACAAGAGCUGGAAUGUGAAGACAGAGGUCUCUAACUUAGGGACCAUGCUUCAUUAUUGUAAUAUGGUUCUGAAAGUGGCUUUCCUUUACUUACAAAGGCUAUGGUCCUUGCAAACUACUCAACAGAAAUCAAACUCUUUUGCUUAGUUCAUGUGUCUCUAUUUAAUUUCACUCUGGCAGACCUCUAUAACCUGACUGGCUCUAAGUUCUUGAUGUACUUGAAGCUGUAACCAUGUUGAGUAUCUCACAAUUGCAGAUCAACAAGAGGCUCACCUCUUUAUUAGUGUAUGUUACUAAUGUGUAAUCAUGUUAUACAACAUAAUGGGUUUCAAAACAAUUUCAUAUAUAUCAUAUUCACACUCAGUAACCCAAUCUUGUCUUUCUAACUCUGCUGUUAGAGUUAUCACUCUGAAAGCCUAUGCUUAACAUUGGGUUUUACCAUUUGCUGUACUGUGCACCCCAAAUGCUGUUUGUCAUGUCUUCUCUCACCAGAACCAUCCUCAUAUUUCUUUAAUAGUUCAAUGUGUACAUCCCCACUAUUUAAACAUUUUCUAAGGUGUGGUUGAAUAAACACCUCAUUCUCUUCUUUUUCAAUUACAUUCCUGUUGAAAAGUUAGUUCCUCAGAAUUGGAACAUUGCCUUUUGGAAGAGAAAUAAUUAAGGGACCAGAACUAAACUAAACUUGAAAAGGCUCAGAAAGAUUCUGAAACAUACGGAAUUCACAAGGGUCCUCCCGAACUUCAUAUGAGUAAUAACAAAAGCUGAGAAGACCCUCCAGUUAACCAAGCUACACAAUAUGCAGGGAUGCAGGUUUCCUUUAUCUUCACCCACACUGACAUUGGUUUUUGGGGGUGCACCAAAUUUUGUGUCACCCAUGUUCCCAUAAGUAUCUCUUAAUACAUUGGGAUGGCUAAUGUCACAUUGACGGCUAACUAUGUGUUUAAAAGUUGAAAAUUUCUGUGAUUAAGAUAACUAGAUAUCGGGGUUGGGGUUUAGCUCUGUGGUAGAGCGCUUGCCUAGCUCUGGAAAAAAAGAUAACUAAAUAUCAAAAUUGAAUUUGCAAAUGUUAAAAUCUACUUAGCAAUUAUUUUUGUCAUUGCCUGGUAUUAUAUAAAUUUAAUAAUUCUUUUUC